AUGACCUCAGCUCGCAAGUCAAACUUAUUGGCAUCCUUACGAACAACGAUUCCACAAAUCUUCAAUGAUGCUCAGAAACCCAAUGCAAAUCACAGAAAGUAUUCGAUUGCACUUCGCAAACUUCAGGUCCAAUUAUGUUUAAAUUCGCCUAUCGACAAGGACAAAUCACAUGACAUUGAUUACGAAGGCGAAGAAGCAUUUGAUAAAGAGUUCUUUCGAAAUGUCAAUAAAAUCCUCACAGUAAAGAAACGUGAACCACAUGCAGACAGAAUUGUUAGAUUUAUUGCAGCCUUUUUACAAUACACACAGCAACAAGUAAACGAUGGUGAUGAUAUGGAAGGAGAGGAGACUGUAUCAUCCCGUUUUGUGGAACACCUUAUGCGUCACCUCAUCAAGGGUUUGAUGGCUAAGAAUAAAACGGUGCGAUUAAGAAGUUGCCAAGUUGUAGCCCUCAGUGUAAAUUCAUUGGGAGAAAUCGAUGAAGAUAUCUACCAAGAUUUGAAGCGAGCCUUGUUUGAACGUAUCAGAGACAAGGAGGCCAGUGUUCGCAGUCAGGCUGCUACUGCUCUUUCUAGACUCCAGGGUGCAGAUUCUGAAGUAGACGAAGUAGAUGGAAAGACAAUCACACAGAAACUAGUCUGGGCACUUCGGCAUGAUCCUAGCGCUGAGGUUCGGAGAGUAGUUUUGUUCAACCUGGACCAGACUUAUGAAACGAUUCCUUAUAUUGUCGAGAGAGCCCGAGAUGCGGAUGCCACUAAUCGUCGAGUGGUCUACUUGAAGCCAAUGGCUGAGAUACAAGAUUUCAGACUGAUACCUUGCCAAGAAAGACACUUGCUUCUCAAAUGUGGACUCAAUGAUAGAGAUCCAUUGGUAAAAAAGGCAGCCAGUAAGAUGAUCUCAAUGCAUUGGAUUAGACAUGCAGACCACAACUUACUCGAGUUUCUGGAACGAAUGGAUAUUUUGGAAGGCGAUGCAGCCGAAGAUAUUCUUACCGCAUUCCUUUCUUCCCGUAUCGAUAUCGUUAAUUCAAUUAAAUUUGACGAUCAAUUUUGGAAUAAUCUUUCACCCGAAAGUUCUUUCCUUGCAAAAGUUCUUAUUCAAUUCUUACAGGCUAAAGAAUACGAUGAAAAGCUUGAUGCCGUUCUUCCCGAGGUUACCCGACUCUCCUUUAUUACUCAAGAUUAUGCCCAAUUGUGGAGAGAAGCAGAAAAGGGAACAAAGGGAGAUUAUGAGUUUAUUGUUACUCAACUCCUAGAUAUUGCAAAGUGUUUAGAUUAUGCUGAUGAAGUAGGAAGACGAAAGAUGUUUGAUUUGUUACGUGAGCUUAUUAUGGUCCCAGACAUAUCUGACAAUCAUUUGGCAAGUGUGGUUGAACUUUUCAAGAUCAUCUCAUUUGAUGAAAGAGAUUUUACAAGAACUAUGGUGGAAAUUAUAUCAGAUAUUCAAGAAGUAUCUGGCUUGGGUGAACAAGAAAGUUCAUAUUCUGUUAGUAAUCAUCAACCGGAACCCGUUACCGACACCACACCCCUUAAGAAAAUUAAGCUCAGUAACCGUGUUUCCCCAAAACUUGAAGAAGAUCUUGACAGAGAACCCGAUAUUUUAAGGAAGAAGCUUGCACAACUAAAAUGCCUGACGAUUUGUAAACACAUAUUAGAAAGAAGUGAAGAGACCUUACAAAAUAACUCUACUCUGUAUGGCUUGUUGAAUGAACUUAUUGUUCCUUCAGUUAAAAGCAAUGAAACCGUGCUUCUGGAAGAAGGUUUACACUGUCUUGGCCUGUUUUGCUGCUUGGACAAAACACUUGGACAGCACAACCUCCCUCUUCUCACCCAUCUGUUAAAAAAAGGACAUUUGGAACUUCAGCAAAAAUCUUUAAUGAUUCUGUUUGAUAUGCUUACAUGCUAUGGUCUGGACUGGAUGGUGUCUGGAUUAGUCGGUCUGGAUGAAGUAAAAGAUAUAUUUGAACGUUCUCUUGAUCACGAUGAUCCGGAUAUGCAAGCAAUUGCAGCCCAAGGUCUAGCCAAACUAAUGCUCUCGCGCAUUUACCAGAACCGAGAUACUCUCAAACUCUUGAUUCUAUUGUACUUUUUCCCUUCAACCAUUGACAAUAUAACCAUUCAACAAUGCCUGAGUUAUUUCUUCCCUGCCUUUUGUUACUCGUCUACCGUCAAUCAAAGAAUGAUGGCAGAAGUUGCGGUUGAAGCACUCGAAGACCUUUGUAGUACCUUUGAUGAUCUGGAUGAGAAUGAAAAGAUGACAUCCCCAGGCCAAAUUGCAGACAUGUUGGCCGACUGGACUGAACCACGCAAGGUAGCAAAGUAA
Molecule: messenger RNA, 2322 nt
Organism: Phycomyces blakesleeanus NRRL 1555(-)
Lineage: Eukaryota; Fungi; Mucoromycota; Mucoromycetes; Mucorales; Phycomycetaceae
Exons: 17
Coding region: 1-2322 (773 amino acids)
Biological process (GO): mitotic chromosome condensation
Cellular component (GO): condensed chromosome; condensin complex
Source: RefSeq, a predicted model, not a curated record